Molecule: messenger RNA, 2738 nt
Organism: Branchiostoma floridae (Florida lancelet)
Lineage: Eukaryota; Metazoa; Chordata; Leptocardii; Amphioxiformes; Branchiostomatidae
Product: kelch-like protein 24
Exons: 3
Coding region: 308-2005 (565 amino acids)
Molecular function (GO): protein binding
Source: RefSeq, a predicted model, not a curated record
AUGAAUGAAUGCAGGUAUACGAGGUUUACAUUUUACUAUCUUUUCUGAUACUGUCGUAUUCCUUGACAUGACCUUUGAACUUCUUUAUGGAAGUUUCCCGCGUCUUUCGUGGAUCUGGCAUUUCUUCAGUCAGACGGAGAUUCUGAGAAGAGCAGUGUUUUUCUCGAUCCAAGCAAGGAGCUUUAAUAUAUUGAUCCAAGGGGCGUAGCUACAAGAGGACCAGUUUAUCUGCCCACAAACCGGACUUGACGGGGUUUUCCGCAGUCCGGAUUGGACCAUUUUUUUCCGAAAACCUUAUGGAUAAGAUAUGAUGGCAGGUCGACAGAGAUCCCAAGCAUCAUUUGACUUCUGCCACAAUCCGCAUGCAGGCUCCCUCUUGCAAGGCUUGCAGGAACUGCGAUCUGACAACCAACUGGUUGAUGUUACCCUGUGCGUCUCUGGAAAAGAGAUACCCUGCCACCGAAACGUUCUGGCUGCUUGCAGCGAAUACUUCCGUGCUAUGUUUUGCAAUGGACAUCGCGAGAGUAAGGAGCACAAAGUAACCAUACAUGAAGUCAACGGUAAUGCCAUGCAGCUUCUUGUUGACUACGCGUACACAUCAAAAGUCACCAUCACAGAAGACAACGCUGUGAAAUUGCUAGAAGGGGCCAACUUCUUCCAGAUCAAACCUGUGCGUGAUGCAUGUGUGACUUUUCUAUCAGACAACCUUCGUGAAGAAAACUGUCUGCAGAUGCUGAACAUAGGCAACAUGCUGUCCUGCCCAAAACUAGAGAAGAAAGCCAGAUGGUGUGCCAUGGAGGGGUUCGCAGCAGUCAGUAAAACGCCAGAGUUUAUUUCUUUGACAAAGGAACAGCUCAUCACACUUAUCUCAUCUGAUUACCUUAAUGCUUCAGAAGAAGUCGUCUACACGGCAGGGAUGACAUGGAUCAACCAUGACACCAGGAGGAGGAAUAAGGACAUGAAAGAGCUGAUGGAACUGGUCAGGUUCCCCUUCAUGGACAAGCUGUAUUUCAUGGAGAAUGUGGAGAGUAACAAGGCUGUACAGAAGUCUUGCCUGGACAUUGUCAUGGAAACUCGUAGGCAUCAGCUGUUUCCAGGAGAGGUCCAGUCACCCCGCACCAUUCCCCGCCGUGCCAGUGGUUGGAGUGAGGAAGUAGUCAUCAUUGGAGGGAUAAAGAAAGAAGAAACUGAAGGAAACAAUCAAACAGUUUACAAUAAAACCAUCGCAGUAUACCAUGGGUAUGUUACCGUGGCUAGAUUUCGCGCUGACAGUGUACCAGUAUUUGCUGCUGCUACUUUGGGCACAAGUGACAUCAUUUUGUCUUCUGGUAAGGAGGUCUUACUGUACCAGCCAGAACUUAGGUCUGCAGACUUUUCUAGACUUGAGGAGAUGACAACAGAGCGCCAUGAUCACAACCUUGCAGUCUUAUAUGGUAAAGUGUAUGCCAUUGGAGGCAAAAAUGAUGUUAUGUCUGCCCUAACUUCUGUUGAGGUCUACGACCGAAGAGGAAAUUGUUGGAAGGAAGGUGUUUCACUCCCACAGGGAAGGCACAGUUUUGCCGCUGCAGUGUUGGAUGGCAACAUAUACGUGAUGGGUGGAUAUGAUGCCGAGAUGAAACAAACAUCAACUGUAUAUCGCUUCAAGCCAGGUGACUCCGAGUGGCACCCACAGAAGGACAUGCCUUUUAGAGGUGCAUGUAUCACAGCUGCAACUCUCAAUGGUAACAUUUAUGUCGCUGGACUACGUUCCAAAGUGCUGUGUUUCAAGCCAACUGAAUGUGGCGGUGCCUGGAGUAUUGCAGCCAACCAGGGAGUUGGAAAGUUCUGUGAAAUGACAGUCUUUGAGGGAGAGAUUCGUAUUUACGGAGGCUAUGACAACGGAAAAGGAAGUCCGGAUAUCAUGUGCCUUGACCCAGAAACCCAGUCACUCAAACUUGGAGGACGCAUGAACCACGGUCUGUUUUCUCAUGCUUGUGUCACCAUACUGAAGUACUCUCGUAAUUAACUACCAUGACCAAAGUGUAUAUUUCAACUGGUACCAUGUAACUGUUACUAUGUGUCAAAGAGCAGCUGUCAAACUGAAGGCACCCUUUUCAAUGUUGAUGAUGAUAAGUGCUUUGUAGUCAAACAAUACAUCAGGAUGUGGCUACAUGUAUAUGUAUUCUUUAUUAGUGGGACAUUCUUAGCGGGACGUCUCCAAUGUUGUAGAAGGUUUUCCUGGCAGAGUGACAGACAAAGUUCUGACACAUCCUCCCACUGUAAAUAAUGAAUACUGCAGUGUUUUUCCCAUGUAUGAUCAGUCUCAAAUUUGAUAAGUCUGAAUGAAUUAUGUUUUGAGUUAUAACCUUCAGAGUGAACUUGUUAAACUUCAUGUUGAUGAUCAGAAGUUAGCACAUCUUGUAAGGGGCACUGAAGAAGCAUAUAAACAUAAUUUAAAGUUUUUGUUUGCUUUUAUUUGCAUACUUUUUGUUUAUACAUUGUAUCUACUUUAUUAGACUUAAGACUCUUAGUUAUCUUUUAUAUAUGUUGGGUAUAUGCUCCUCAGAAAGUAAGGCCUCUAUUUUCCAGAACCUUUGUAUGUAAAUAACAUAAAAAGGGGAAAAUGUAGAGAUAGAAUUGAGUCACUUAUUGUUACUCUGUAUUUUUGACAAACAGCACUACUUAUGGAAGUUUCUUCACAUGUUGAUGUAAUCAUGAUCAAUCUGUGAUUAACAAGUUGCUGUUGAAGAAAGCUUUUU